This is a messenger RNA of Amaranthus tricolor (Joseph's coat), 2144 nucleotides long. Its product is annotated as transcription factor TGA9-like. The record is from RefSeq and is a predicted model, not a curated record. Gene Ontology annotation, biological process: regulation of DNA-templated transcription; DNA-templated transcription. The transcript is spliced from 13 exons. The coding region runs from base 401 to 1918 and encodes 505 amino acids. Lineage: Eukaryota; Viridiplantae; Streptophyta; Magnoliopsida; Caryophyllales; Amaranthaceae. Gene Ontology annotation, molecular function: sequence-specific DNA binding; DNA-binding transcription factor activity.
AAGUUGAGUUGAGUUUCCAAAAUCUCUUCAUAAUUACUCUCUUUACAUACUAAAACUAAUACAUAAACCCAAAUUUCCAAACAAUUUCUUCAUAGACAUGUAGAAACACACCCACAAAAAAAAAGGAAAAAAAGGUCAUUCAAAAUGAAAUGAAAGCUUAAAAGUAUAUGUAUGAAAUGAAAAAGACUAGUACUUUCAUAUCUUCUGAUCUUCUUGUUUAUGGUUGCUCUACUUUCUCUUUCACCUUUCUAUCUCUUUUUCUUAGUACCACUCCUUCUUAAUACUCUCAAUUAAUUCUCUAUAUUUACAACAAAUUAACUAAUUCUCAUCCAAAGAGAAAAGUGAAAAUCCAGAACUAAUUAAGCUGAUAAUCACACAUGAAGGUGUAAAAAUUGUUUGCAUGGCGUCGAGUCAUCAUCACUGGCUUGGAGAAACUGGUUUAUCACAGUCUGCUCCUUCUUCAAAUCAUCACAAUAUUCCUUUCGCAAUUCCUCAUCAUCAUGCCAUUAAUCCCACUUCUUCUAAUCCUUUCAUGAAUCAAGGAGGAUCUUCAUUUGAUUUUGGAGAGCUAGAACAAGCUAUUGUCCUGCAAGGAGUUAAGAUAGGACAUCAUGAACCAAAAUCAUCUUUAUUUGCAAACAAACCAGCAGCAACUCUAGAGAUGUUCCCUUCAUGGCCAAUGAGAAUUCAACAAACAACAAGAGGAAGUUGUUCAAAGUCAGGAGGAGAAAGUACUACUGAUGAUUCAGAAUCAGCUGUUAAUACAAUUUCUUCAAGUCAAGCUGAAAUUCAUUUAGAACAACCAGAAUCUCCUAUGAGCAGAAAACCAUCUAUUAUUGACCAAAAUCAACAACAACAACAACAAGCUUCAAGUAGUUAUCAACAACAUCAACCAGGAAUGUCCCAAAAUCAAUCUGCUUCCAAACAACCUCAAGAAAAGAGGCAAGUUGGAAGCAAAUCAGAUAAAGUUCUUGAUGCUAAGACACUUAGGCGUUUGGCUCAAAACAGGGAAGCAGCAAGAAAAAGCCGACUUAGGAAAAAGGCAUAUGUACAGCAGUUAGAAUCAAGCAGGUUAAAGCUAGCUCAGCUAGAGCAAGACCUUCAAAGAGCUAGAGCACAGGGAUUGUUUUUAGGUGGAGCUGGUGGUGCUCCUGCAAACAUUAGCUCAGUUGAUGGUGAUGUUGCAGGAGCAGCAAUAUUUGACAUGGAGUAUGCAAGAUGGAUAGAAGAUGAUCAUAGGCACAUAUCAGAACUAAGAACAGCAUUACAAACACAUUUAUCAGAUGGAGAUCUUAGGAUUAUAGUUGAUGGUUAUAUCAACCAUUAUGAUGAGAUCUUUCGUCUCAAAAAUGUGGCUGCCAAAACCGAUAUUUUUCACCUUAUCACCGGAAUGUGGACUACUCCGGCUGAACGUUGUUUCCUUUGGAUGGGUGGGUUCAGACCCUCUGAACUCAUCAAGAUGUUAAUAGCACAAUUAGACCCAUUAACGGAGCAGCAAUUGAUGGGGAUAUACAGUCUACAGCAAACAUCACAGCAGGCAGAAGAAGCAUUAAGUCAAGGACUAGAACAGCUACAACAGUCAUUGGUGGAUACAAUUGCUACUAGUACUGUUACUGAUGGCAUGCAUCAAAUGGCUAUUGCUUUGGGCAAGCUUUCUAAUCUUGAAGGCUUUAUUCGUCAGGCUGAUAAUUUAAGACAACAAACACUGCAUCAAUUACGCAGAAUAUUGACAAUUCGACAAGCAGCAAGGUGUUUUCUGGUCAUUGGAGAAUACUAUGGUCGGCUGCGUGCACUUAGUUCCCUUUGGGCUUCUCGUCCUAGAGAACAGAUGAUGAACCAGGAAAAUGCAUGUCAUCAAGCAGUCCCAGAAAUGCAAAUGGUGCAACCUCCACAUAAUCAUCACUUUAAUCCCUUUUAAAGAAUCACCAUUUAUGGAUAUUGCAUGACACUCCUCCUCCAAGCUUCAUCAGUGUAGAUUUUUUUUUUUUUUUUUAAUUUUAUUUAAUUAUCAGGUUUAUUUUAAUUCACUUGUAAAUCAAAGGAAACUUCUAGUUGUCCUACUAAACAAACACAUCAAAAACAAACCAACAAUGUAAAGGUGUGCGAUUUAUAUAUAUCUAAUUAUAUAUUUCGCGCUUUCUCCA